Messenger RNA from Doryrhamphus excisus (bluestripe pipefish), 1206 nucleotides. It is a transcript of the gene gtf3ab, whose product is annotated as general transcription factor IIIA, b. NCBI's taxonomy places the organism in Eukaryota, Metazoa, Chordata, Actinopteri, Syngnathiformes, Syngnathidae. The record is from RefSeq and is a predicted model, not a curated record. Gene Ontology annotation, cellular component: nucleus.
AAGCACAGGUGAGCAGCAAGGUGUAGGUCAGAUGUUGUCCUGCCCCCUUUUCCACACCAAACAACACCGCAUCCGAUGAAAGAUGGGGGAGAGGCUUCAAGGUCAAAAAAGUUACAUUUGCUCCUUUUUUGACUGCAAAGCGCAAUUCACAAAGUCGUGGAAGCUGGAGGCCCACCUUUGCAAACACACGGGAUUGAAACCCUUCUCCUGCGAGAGCUGCGACAAGGGCUUCUGCACGCGCUACCAGCUCACCAGGCAUGAGCUCCAUCACAGCGGGGAGAAACGUCACAAGUGCCACGUUGAAGGAUGCUCUGAGGCCUUUGCUCGACACGCCAGCUUGAAAAAACACAUCGCCGGAGUCCACCAACACAAGGCCAGGCGAUACAAAUGUAAUCAUCCAGGCUGCAAAGAAGACUUCAGCAAGAAGUUCCAGCUGAAGGCCCACAUGGGGGAACACAAAGGCCUUUUGCUGUUUAAUUGUAAUGUUGACAGCUGUGCAAGAGAGUUCCCUUCCCUUGGCAAGCUAAGGCACCAUGAGAAUAUGCACAAAGGUUACCCCUGUGAGGAAAAGCUGUGCCCUUUCCUGGGAAAAACCUGGUCUGAGUACCAGAAGCACAGGACCCAGCACAGAGUCAAGUUGCCAUGCCAAACGUGCCAGAAGCGGUUCAACAACGCCUGGUUCCUGCGCCAGCACGAGCUGCAUCGCCACACUGAGAAGAGGAGCUUCCCGUGUUCUAAAAAAGGCUGCACCAAGACGUUCACCAGACGUUUCAACCUGGACAGCCACAUCCUGGGCGACCACGAGGGCAAGAAGCCCUUCAGCUGCGCCUACGCCGGCUGCGGGAAGAGCUUCGCCAUGAAGGAAAGUCUUUGGCGACAUGGCGUGGUCCAUGAUCCACUCAAGAAGAAGCUGAAGAAGCUCCAUCCCAGGAAGACUUCGCCGUGGAGCGCCGCACAGGCCAGACUGCACACUGCAGAGACCAACAAGCUAGCGGCCAAACUCUCAAAAACUACUUUAGUUGACCCGAAAUCCUGAGGCUGUGAUUUAUGUAAAAGUUAGCAUUGGCUAAACCUAUUUUCUGUUGGGUCAUAUUUUUGUUCAAAUAAAAGCCUCACCAGUACUGCAAUACUGUAGCGAUGUGGCUGCAUACGCUUGGAUCUUAUUUGCAGGAAAUAUUUAUUAAACAAAGGACACACAUUCACACA